AGCGGUCAGCACAGAAGCAUCCGAAAACUGGGUUUCUUCCCAAAGAAGAAAAGAAAAAGAACCACAGAACCAAAACAGGGGACGAUCAAUGAUCGCUGUCCGAUUGGCUUCCUUUCCCUCUCUCCAAGCCCAUCAGCACUCCUCGGUGGAGUGCAUAAUCUUUCCGUUUACUUUGUGAAGACAGAUUUUGCUCCAUUAUGGAUCUUAAUGAUCUUAACAAGGUUUGGGAAAUCAAGCCUCUGAAGAAGAUUGGAGAAGAAGAUGCUAGAAAGGUUCUUGAGAAAGUUGCAAAACAAGUUCAGCCAAUAAUGCGAAAACGUAAAUGGAAAGUGGAGAUUCUUUCUGAAUUUUGUCCUCCCAAUCCAUCUCUUCUGGGACUGAACAUAGGUGGAGGAGCAGAGAUUAAGCUCCGGCUAAGAAGACCAAACAACGAGUGGGAUUUCUUCCCUUAUGAGCAGAUUCUUGAUACAAUGCUGCAUGAGCUCUGUCACAUUGAAUAUGGUCCACAUAAUACUGACUUCUACAAUCUUUUGGACGAAAUCAGAAAGGAGUGUGAGGAGCUGAUGGCUAAAGGAAUUACAGGAACUGGUCAAGGUUUUGAUCUUCCAGGGAGACGUUUAGGUGGGUUCUCCCGACAGCCUCCACCAUCAUCAUUACGCCAAACUGCUCUAGCUGCUGCAGAAAACAGAGCAAGACGUGGAGCUCUACUACCAUCAGGGCCUAGGCGUAUAGGGGGUGAUAGUGAUAUUAGGAAUGCUCUUAGCCCCAUACAAGCUGCUGCGAUGGCAGCAGAAAGGAGAUUGCGCGAUGAACUAUGGUGUGGAUCCAAAUCUGCAGAGGGACAGGAGGGUUUCCAAGGACGAGUUGGACCUUCCUUGGAACUUCCUGAGAAGUCAAAAGCAUCCACAUCAUUUGCUGGCAUCUCUGCAACAACUUCACGUGUCAAUUCCACUUCCUCUCUGGAAGCAGCGGAUGAUGAAGUGAAGUGGCAGUGUAAUACUUGCACUUUAUUAAAUCAGCCUCUUGCAUUAUCAUGCGAAGCUUGUGGAUCCCGAAAACACAUCGAGGUUACAACGUCGAAUGUUUGGUCAUGUAAAUUUUGUACACUUGAUAACAGUGUUAAGCAAGAUAGAUGCCUAGCUUGUGGAGAGUGGAGAUAUUCAUAUGGUCCACCUGCCUCUAGCUGCGGACCUUAUGUUGGCACCUGAGAAAGAGAAGUCACUUCUCUGCGAUGCAAUCAGUGCCAGGUUGUGAAGAAGACUCUGCAACUUGGUACUGCAACUGCUCUGUAUGAUUUUAGCAAAAAAAAACCUGCUCUGUAUGAUUAUAACAGUGGCUUGUAAUUACAUGAAACUUAUGAUCCUUGCUUAUUGGUUGCUGCUUUUGGUUGUUCUCAUAACGUGCUCGACAGAUUCCUAAAGAUAGAUUGUGACCCGGGCAAAUUUUUGCAGUGUAAUCACUGCUAUGUCUCA
This is a messenger RNA of Syzygium oleosum, 1472 nucleotides long. RefSeq names its product DNA-dependent metalloprotease WSS1-like. The transcript has 5 exons. The coding region runs from base 198 to 1208 and encodes 336 amino acids. Lineage: Eukaryota; Viridiplantae; Streptophyta; Magnoliopsida; Myrtales; Myrtaceae. The record is from RefSeq and is a predicted model, not a curated record.